This is a messenger RNA of Phytophthora infestans T30-4, 411 nucleotides long. RefSeq lists its product as uncharacterized. The transcript has 5 exons. Lineage: Eukaryota; Oomycota; Peronosporomycetes; Peronosporales; Peronosporaceae. The record is from RefSeq and is a predicted model, not a curated record. Bases 1 to 411 code for a protein of 136 amino acids.
AUGUGUGCAGCAAUUGGGGUCGAUAUCGAAGUGCAGGAGCUGGAUCAGACACAAAAGCUGUUUGAGGACGCUGCAGAUGCCAAGGCUGCAGUUGCUGUGCUACAAUUCAUCUUGAUACACGCUGCCAAGUACGAUGUCAACCGCAUAGAUCUGGUGGAGGAGUUGCAACAGCUAGGCAUGCAACAAGAGACUGCGGAGACCAUUGCGCAGAGCUACGAGGAUCUUCGCGUCCACAUCCAAGACCAGCAACGUGCCCGACGCUUUCAGUUUCCUGGCGUCGAGAAGAUUGAGUGGAAGGUGGAGAAGGACCCGUCCAAAGUGAUUUUGAACUUGAAGCUGGACCAGCCGAACAAAUUUCUGGCGCUGUACGAGGAGCUCAGCCAAGCGCAGUCGCUGCUACACGGCGUGUAG